Molecule: messenger RNA, 489 nt
Organism: Phytophthora sojae
Lineage: Eukaryota; Oomycota; Peronosporomycetes; Peronosporales; Peronosporaceae
Exons: 2
Coding region: 1-489 (162 amino acids)
Source: RefSeq, a predicted model, not a curated record
AUGCCAAUUGCAAACAUUUUGUUGCGGGAACCAAAUGCUGGUCUCACUCCGAAUUUCGCCGCGCAGAUACUCCUGCAGUUAGCUCGCUUUGUGUUCGCGAUUGCAGCUCUUCUCGCUGUAUGCAUAUCCUUCGCCCGUGGCGGCGGUGUAAGAGAUCUGGAGACCAAACCCAGCAGAACGUCUGCUGACGCUCGUGAGAGGCUUCCGCUCUCCAACACGCGGAGAAACUGUUCGAGACGCCUGGUCGAUAUGCUGAAGGCUGCUGAGAAGAAGCAACCUGGAAUCAUUGCAAGGUCCGAGUCGUUGGUGCAGGAUAACCCGAGUAUCGUAGAGGCGCUUAAGAAUAGCCCACCCGCCGAGCGCGCUGCCAAAGCCAUCGUGAAGGGUCCUUACAAGCGCGAGAUUCAUUGCCGAUCCGUCGCAGGCGCUCUUCUGGCUUUUGCGGCUACCUUCGGCUUUUCUGCCAUUGCGGUAUUAGCUAGCAAAUAG